GAUGCAACGGAGGCAGCCAUAUUUAGACAAAUAUUACUUUAGUUUUUAUUUAGUUUAUAUUAAAAAAUGUGCGCAUCACUGGCAUGUGGAGUGACGACCACAGUAUUGGGAGCCAUCCUGGUUUUCGCUUCAAGUUUAGUGGGAUACUAUGUCAUUCCCGGUGUGGUUGAGGAUCAAAUUAUAAACGAAGUCCUCCUAGCCAAUGAUACGGAAGCCAUGGAGCGGUUCGAAGAGAUACCCUUCACCCUCAACUUCACUAUCAGACUCUUCAAUGUGACAAACCCUGACGCAGUGGUCAAUGGCGCCGUUCCAGUCGUCACUGAAGUGGGCCCUUAUAUUUACAAGCUGCGACAGAGAAGGGUCAUAGAAGAGUUCGGAGAAGAUUAUCUUGUAUACCGUAGACAUGACAUCUUCAUGUUCGAUGAAAAAGCUUCGUAUCCCAACCGAGAGGACGAUGAGAUCACCAUAACCAAUGUUCCAUUUCAUGCUGUACUAAACGCAGUUGAAGAGAUAUCAGCGGCGUUGCUGCCAGCCGUCCAGCUGGGCAUCACCGGCAUCUUCGGCCAACACAGCGCUCCGCUGACCACGGUGCGCGUCCGCGACCUGCUGUUCGAUGGUAUCCCGCUGUGUCAGAACGCCCUGGUGGUGAGCGGCAUCGCCUGCAGCGUCAUCAGGUCCAUGAGCGAAAGCCUGCAGAACCUUCAGCUACAACCUGACAACUCCCUCAGAUUCUCCUUAAUGGCUUAUCGUAACGGCACGCUCGGCCAGCGCUACAACGUGUCCCGGGGCAAAGAGGACAUCGAAGACCUGGGCCGAGUCACCUUGUACUCCGACCAGCCGUACUUGUCCUACUGGCCCAACUACAGGGACGAGCUCAGCGUGUGCAACAUGAUCAACGGGACGGACUCGGGCCUUUUCAACCCCUUCAUAGAUACCUCAAAACCACUGUACGCUCUCAAUCCAGAUAUUUGCAGAUCUGUGGAGCUCCGUUACCAGGGUAACGAGGAAUACGAGGGCAUCCCCAGCGUGAGGUUUGCAGCCAACGAGUGGAUGUUCGAUAACGACGACGGGUGCUUCUGCUUGAACGUCACGCGGGGCCUGAAGACGGACGAGGGCUGCAUGUAUCGAGGAGCCACCGAACUCUUCUCCUGUGUUGGCGCUCACUUAAUCCUGUCGUAUCCCCACUUCCUGUACGCGGAUCCUAUGUACAGCAAUGGACUGAUCGGGAUGACACCGAAUCCAGACAAACACAGGAUAUUCCUGGACAUUGAACCGCACACGGGAGUGGUGUUGAGAGGUGCAAAGCGGGCUCAGUUCAACGUGUUUAUGCGGUCUCUACCAGGAAUACCAUCCACGGCCAACUUACGGACAACCCUGACUCCAAUUUUCUGGAUUGAAGAGGGCAUAUUACUGCCAGAAGAAUACGUGGAGCAAUUGCAAUCAUCCUUGAUCUCAACGUUGAGCUUGCUGCAAAUCCUCGUGCCCGUAGCUGUCGCCGUCUGCUGCGUCGUAUUCGUGGUAGGCAUCGCACUGGUCACAAGGACGAGGUUUAGGAGAAAACUCUCUUCACAGCAGCCAACCAGCAGAUAGCAAAUAAAAAAAAUAUAGUAAU
Molecule: messenger RNA, 1612 nt
Organism: Plodia interpunctella (Indianmeal moth)
Lineage: Eukaryota; Metazoa; Arthropoda; Insecta; Lepidoptera; Pyralidae
Gene: Snmp2
Product: Sensory neuron membrane protein 2
Exons: 9
Coding region: 67-1590 (507 amino acids)
Cellular component (GO): cytoplasm; membrane
Molecular function (GO): scavenger receptor activity
Source: RefSeq, a predicted model, not a curated record